Messenger RNA from Batrachochytrium dendrobatidis JAM81, 3132 nucleotides. RefSeq lists its product as uncharacterized. The transcript has a single exon. Gene Ontology annotation, molecular function: UDP-glycosyltransferase activity; hexosyltransferase activity. NCBI's taxonomy places the organism in Eukaryota, Fungi, Chytridiomycota, Chytridiomycetes, Rhizophydiales. Gene Ontology annotation, biological process: sterol metabolic process; carbohydrate metabolic process. The record is from RefSeq and is a predicted model, not a curated record. The annotation marks the transcript as partial.
CUCACUGUAGCUGAAAAAAUUCAAACUGUAUUUGAACUCCCUGAAACAGAGCCCUACCGCGGCGAAUUUGCAUGCUGGCUGGUCAGAUCUGUUCUACUUAAAGGAUACAUGUAUCUUACAUCAAAACACAUUUGCUUUUACGCUUCACUCUACAAAUCAACUCGUGAUAUCAAAUCCGGUUUCCUCAAAAAACGCACCACAGCUAAACUAUACAACACCAAUUGGUUUGUUCUCAAAGGCAACACGUUUUAUGCUUAUGGGAAUUCUACCGAGCUGUAUUAUCCUUUGUCAACAAUAAGUAUGAAAUCCAUAGUAAGUGUUUGUGUUUCUAAACUGAGCAAAACUGGGUUUAGAAUUCGCACGACAAGCAAAAAAUAUGCUUUUGAGGCGGACACGGAAACAUUGUGCAAUGAAUGGGUGGCGGCUUUACGCGCAGCUGUAUUUAGAUCGCAUAAUAUGGGUGACGAUGUUCGUGUAGUGUUUCCACUUUCCAGCAUAUCGGAAAUCUCAAUAGCAAAGUCUAUUGGGCUUGAUGACUCGCUGCGCAUCAAAAUUGUUGACUCGGAAUUUUUAAUUUCUGAAGAGUAUUAUUUUGCCUACUUCAAUGAUGCAAAUAGAGCGUGCGAUACUCUUAUUGCAUUAUGGGAAAGCGUAAGAAACGAAGCCAAACAUAACGUUGUUCGAAAACGUGUUAGUUUGUAUGAUACGACAGCAUUAACUGGUCUGCCAUCACAGCCAUUGGAUUCACAUGCUAAAUUGGGCAAACAAACAAAUGGCUUUUUGGGAACUACUAAUGACGAUAUGCCAGCAACUUCGAGUUCAUCGCUACUGCAGAGCGGAACGAGUUUGCCUGCUUUGUUUAGAAAAUCUAGCGUGGCUUCGCAGUUGGCAACCAAAGCUGAGAAUGGUAUAGCUAUUGGAUCAGUUUCUAAUUCACCACUAUCACGACCAAGCUUGCAUCAUCGAGCACAAACAGAUAUGAAUCUGUUUGACGAGGACAUAUCGACUUCGUAUAACCAAGCUGAUUCUGGAUCGAAUGGUGGACUAAAUUUGCCAUCAAGACAUCACAAAUCAAGCCACACUAAUUUGGAAAAACAACAAUCAAGCCUCACAAAUAUCAAUGGAUUACUCUCAUCUGGCGCUGUUGAAAGUCUUGACAAAGAGACUCCACCCUUUUUGUCCACACUCACUCCGGCUAAACCUGACAGCAGUAUACGUCGUAACUGGUGGGGUCAUCGCAAAACUAUUUCAGACGGUGCUGAUGCUUUUGGCCCUGCUUUUUCAACUUCGUUUAAUGUGUUGUCUAAACUAGAUCCAGGAGCCACUACAGCCUCACAACAGCAAAAAAUCCUUACGUUUCAUAAAGAUUUUUCCGUUCCGGAAACUGAAAUCCUUCACGCAACAUACUCAUGCUACCUUGAUCGAGUCAUUCUUCGUCUGGGAAAGAUUUAUAUCUCGGAUCAUUUUCUAUGCUUCAAGUCAAAGGUUGUUGGUGUUCGAGCCAAAGUCAUGGUUCCUCUAUCUGAGAUCAUCAAUAUUGAUAUAUCUAGAAAGUAUACAUCAUUGUACUAUGCUCUAGUAAUUACCACGCACACCCAAGAAGAAAUUAAAUUUGAUUUCCAGUCGUUUGAAUCACGCAAGAAAAUCUACAAUGUCCUACAUAAGCUGCUGUAUACCUCUUCCAACAAAGUGGAGCCAAAUAAUGAUGAGCUGAGCGCACAUGAGCAAAAGGCUGCGUUAUUAAAAGACAUUUCAUUGUCAGAAACCCACGUAAAAUCGGUAUUUAGUCAAUACGAGAUUGCCUAUAUUCCACCCAUUCUUGAUCCUGAGCGACCCAUAAAACUAUCAGAAAAAAUGCAUAUUACUUGCUUGACAAUUGGUACUCGAGGAGAUGUUCAGCCUUACAUUGCUCUCUGCAAAGCCUUUAUGGCUGAUGGCCAUACAUGUAGACUUGCGACGCAUUUAGAGUAUCAGGAUUGGAUCGAGGGAUUCGGUAUUGAAUUCCGACCUGUAAUGGGAAAUCCAGCUGAGCUCAUGCAGCUCUGUGUUGACAACGGCUUAUUUACAGUUUCCUUUAUUCGCGAAGCAAUGGGAAAGUUUCGUGGAUGGGUUGAUGAACUUUUGCUUUCCUGUUGGGAUGCAGUUCAAGGAACAGAUCUUUUAAUCGAAAGUCCUACUGCAAUGGGCGGGAUCCACUGUGCAGAAAAGAUGCAAAUUCCUUACUUUUCUGCGUUUCCAAUGCCCUGGACACGCACAAAAAUAUAUCCACAUCCUUUUGCAGUACCAGAGUACCAUCUUGGCUAUGGGUACAAUUUGAUGACACAUGCAUUGAUUGAGCAUAUAUUCCAAAAAGGGGUUGCGCCGCAAGUGAACAGAUGGAGACGACAGUCGCUGGAUAUGCCUACAAUGAAUCUAGGACUUUUAUCGGAACAUAAAAUGCCAUUCUUGUAUAGCUUUAGUCCAUCGGUUGUUCCUCCUCCACCAGACUGGCAAGACUGGAUUCAUACGUGCGGAUAUUGGUUUUUAGACAAUCCAGAACAUGGUUGGGAAGCACCUGCAUCCUUGACAAAGUUUAUGGAAAAUGGAGCCAAACCCAUAUACAUUGGGUUUGGAUCCAUUGUCGUGCCAGAUCCAGACGCAUUAACAAGAACCAUUAUCGAAGCUGUGAAAAAAGCUGGGGUGCGAGCCAUUUUAUCCAAAGGUUGGUCAGUACGCCUAGCAAAAGACUCGGCCACGGCUGGUCAGACAGAAACACCGAUUGAGUAUCCUGAUUGUAUAUAUCCAUUGGAUAAGGUACCUCAUGAUUGGCUGUUUCCAUUGAUGGCUGGUGUGGUGCAUCAUGGUGGUGCGGGCACUACAGCAGCAGGAAUUCGUGCAGGUGCACCAACACUCAUCUAUCCCUUUUUCGGCGACCAAUACUUUUGGGCAGAUCGAGUUCAGGAUUUGGGAGUAGGACUAUCCAUACGCAAACUCACAGUAGAUAAACUUGCAUCCGCUCUGGUGACGCUUACUACAGAUCACAAGAUGCGUGAAAGGUCAGCAUUGUUGGGUGAGCGUGUUCGCUGUGAAAGCGGUGCAGCGAAUGCCGUGCAGUAUGUAUACAGAGAUUUAGAGUUUGCCAAGCAGAGGAUA